UUCCACCCAUUCGCACAAGCAAGUGGCGUUGGCAGCAUAAAACGCAGGAGCAUAAAGGACGAACACAAAAGGAUGUGCGAGGCGAGAACGGUGCCAAGUGCAAAACAGAAGGAUAAUUUUUGACGUUUCCGCAAGAGAAAAGUGUGUGUUGUGCAAGUUUUAAAAUUUGCAAAAAUGGAAAUCGAAGUCGACUCGCAAAAGCUGGACCUGGCGAAGAAAUGUCUCAAGAAGAUUCCAAAGUCGGACGAUGCUCAGCAGUUCAAAGUGUUGAUUUUGGACGACAACGAGCUGCAGAAAAUCGACAAUAUCGAUUCGUAUCUUAAGAUUGAAAAGUUGUCCCUCUGCAAGAACCAGCUGCUGCGGAUGUACGGCGUGUGCAGGUUGCACUGUCUGCGCGAGCUGAACCUGUCCUACAACGGAAUAUUGACCAUCGAAGGGUUGAAGGAUUUGGUCCAUUUGACCCAUCUGAAUCUGGAAGGAAAUAACAUCAAAACCAUCGAGCAUCUCAACACGAACGGGAAUUUGGAGUAUUUGAACCUUUCGGAGAACAGUAUCGGAAUCAUUUCCGACAUUUCGUUUUUGAAAAAUUUGAAGGAACUCUACAUGAACGGAAAUCGCAUCGCUCAUCUGAGGCAGUGCGACAAGUACUUGCCACUGUCGCUGGAGACGCUCACGCUGGCCAAGAACAACAUUUCCGACUUGAACGAAAUCUGCACGCUGAGCCAUUUGAACAAUCUCAACAGCAUCACGAUUUCGGACAAUCCGUGCGUGCUGAUGACGGGCAAUUCGAUUGGCUUCGACUACCGUCCGUUCGUGCUGAACUGGUGCAUGAGCGUGAAGGCCAUCGACGGGUUCGUCGUGACGGCGAUCGAAAGCUUGAAGGCCGAGUGGCUUUAUAGUCAGGGUCGCGGGCGCCAGUUCCGGGUCGGAGAGCAGACCGCGUUGGCGCGGUAUCUGAGCACGGUGUGUCCGCUGUCGGGCGAAGCGUUGGAAAACGAGAACGAGCGCAAGUUGAGGCUGAUCUUGAGCAAAGCCCAACAGCACCAGCGCCAGUUGCAGGAGCAGAACUCGGGUGGAGGCGGCGGCGGUGGCGGUGGCGACGGAUCGGCCACCCCGGUGAACAACUCGCCGUCGUCGCUGCGGCGGAAAGGGCAAACGAGUCGGAUACAGUCGCCGAGGGUGACUCGCCUCAGCGGUCGUCAGAACUCGCCGGACACGAUGUCGAGUAGCUACCACGGGAACACUUCCAACAAUCUGAUGACUUCCAGCCACAUGGAGAACAACACCUCGGGAGGGGGCGCGAGCCAGCUGUUUGAGCUGACCAAGUCGCUGAUUGAUAACAUUACUUCGGACGGCAGCAACAUCAUGACGCAGAGCUUGGAUCCGACCAUGCUGAACACCAGCGGAAACAACGCGAUGAACGCGUCGAUGCACGAGAGCAUCAUCCUGACGAAGCAGACCAACUCGAAUCUGUACAACGAUCAACCGCCGGCGUCGACGCAGAUCAUCAUGGGCGGACCGUUGGCGGCCGCCUCUAAGAUUUUGCCGGUGCCGGAGUCUCUGAUGAGCCCGGACUGCGGCCCGACGACGAUCGUGCAGCGGAACAUGCAGAACUGCGCAAACCAGCCGCAGCCUCAGACGCCGCAGAUUCCAAAGGCGAUCAAAACCAAAGAUAAUUCCCGUUCCGGAGGCAUUCCCACCGGCAAGUCCAGCCCGCGGCCACAAAAGCGCAGCACUUCAACGAACAACAGCACCAGCAACAGCGUGAGCAGCGAACGUUCCUCGCCGUCGCUGUCCCCCCGGAAGACCAUGGUCAACAACGCCGUAAAUAACCAGCACUCGCGCCAACCGAAGCAGCAGCAGCAACAGCACUCGGUCCAGGCAACCCCGCCGGACGGUGGCUCGAGCAACGCGGUCAGCUCCGACGAGGACAGCGAAGCGAUCAACAUCGACAAGCUGAAGACGAUCCGGAACAAGGUGGCCCAGCAGAGCCAGGUCUGCCAGGCGUUUUCCGGCGGCGCCGGCAAGCCCAAGGAGAAGGACUGCGUCGACUCGGCUGCGGCCGCCAGCUUGAACAACAAAACCACCGAAAAUUCGGCCAUUCUGAUCCAGAAGAUCUGGCGCGGCUACAUGAGCCGGAAGCACGGCCAGAACAUUGCGGACAUUCUGCAGAAGAAGCGCACCCAGGAUUACAUUGUGAAGCUGACUAAGGACAUGGAAAUGACCAAGACGGCGCUGGAGAACGAGCGGAAGAUCCAGCAGCUGCAGAUGCAAGCCAUCAACGCGCUGUGGAAGAAGGUCUCGGCCAUGCAGCCGUCGCAGGCCGCCAACGGCACGACCGACACGAUGAAGUUGGACGUGAUCAACAACGAAAACAGCUCGGUGCUUGUGGUUCAGGACCUGACCAAGACGUGCUCGAUGCUGAUGAACCAGGUCCAGCAGCUGCAAACCUCGGUCAAGGACAUCGUCAACUGCAUGCAGUUCUUCGCCAACAUGCCGCAAGGUGCACCCAACCCGGCAGCCGCCGCCGCCGCAACCCUCUCCACCGCCUCCGAGGCCAACCUCAAGGACAGCUGCGAAACGCAAACGGAAAUCGUGGCCGUGCACACGCCCCAGGUCGAGCAGCUGCCGGCGUUCCCCUUCCGAAGCUCGUCCUCCUCGUCCAAACUGGCCCGUCCCUCAACGCUGCCGAUAAGUUCGUCGGAGACGUCGCCCAAAAUUACCUCCCAGGACGGGCAGCCCAUCGUCGAGGAGACGGAAGCGGAAACGAAGGAGGAGGCGGUUGUGGAGAUUGAAGCCGAUCCGGGCGAUACCGAGGAGAACGAUGAUGGUGAGCAGAAGGAGCAGGACGAGAAGGAGUUGCAGGAGGAGGAGGAGGAAGUGGUGGCGGUGGAGGAGGAGCCGUCGGAGUCGCAGAACUAAACUUUGAUGCUUUUGUAGAACACCGAGCUAGCAAGGAAUCGCGUACCGUACUGUGUAAGUUUUUGUCUCUCGUAAAUUGGCGUAACGUGCGUGAAGAACGUGGCUUCGAAAAGGCGAUUUUACUUUUAUUUUGUUGAUUAAUUUUAAGUGAAAAGAUUUUUCGCGAGCACUGAUAUUCAGUUUGCAGCAAGGACUAGAUUAUAUUCAUUAGAGAAAUAACUAAGCGAUGGAAGAGGUGAAAUGCAAACAGAAACUCACAUUCCCCUCAAAUGUGAUUUAAAUAGUCUAGUUGUCGUACGUGUAGUGUGAAAUUUGUUGCUUUUUAAUGGUUAGCUCUCCAAUAGUAUUAGAUUUGAAAUCAAUUAAAUACUUAACCUAA
This is a messenger RNA of Culex quinquefasciatus (southern house mosquito), 3301 nucleotides long. It is a transcript of the gene Cep97, whose product is annotated as centrosomal protein of 97 kDa. Gene Ontology annotation, molecular function: protein binding; U2 snRNA binding. NCBI's taxonomy places the organism in Eukaryota, Metazoa, Arthropoda, Insecta, Diptera, Culicidae. The coding region runs from base 175 to 2922 and encodes 915 amino acids. Gene Ontology annotation, biological process: mRNA splicing, via spliceosome. The transcript is spliced from 9 exons. The record is from RefSeq and is a predicted model, not a curated record.